UUUGGAUUCUUGCGCUGUGCGGUUCGUUGCGGCUACUUUGUUGUCUCGUCGCCAAUUCGCUUUGUGGCUCUUACGUCGUGCACAUCGUUCAUCGGUCGUGUCGCGCGUCGCUUUCAAAUAUUUGUAGCCCACAACAACACAACAUAACACAAAACAAGCAGCAAAUGCAAAACGCAUAAAUUCCAAAUAAAUGUGCUACUUAAAUUUCUAAUAAUUAUAUAUGAAUUAAGUGUGUCUAAAGGCAAUUUGUCAAAUUAUUGCCAAUAUUCAAUUAAAAGUGUAUAAACAACAAGUUUUUCAAAUGGUUUUUUAAGUAAAUAACAAAUUCAAAACGAAUAUCGAAAAUCGAAAGGCAAAUACAAUUUUUGCAUGUGUCUAUGUGUGUGUGUGUCUAUAUGGCGCUAUCGAGUGCGUUUUUUAUAUAGAAAUUAAAUUUACUAGCGGCAUUUUUGCCUCCCCUUUCGCCCACCCUCACCCCGCCGUGCGUGUGAAGGAGAAGGCCGAAAAUUCGCCAAAAAAAAGAAUAGAAAAUCGCCGAAUAUUUCGUCUCACAAAAAUGUGGCGCGUGCACGUGUAAAAUAAAAUAGAAGUAAAAACACACACACAAAUAAAAACAAAACAAAAUGCACACAACAACAAAUUGCCAAAGCAUGUGCCGCAGUUAGCUGCAAAUCAAAUAAAAAAUAAAAAGAAAGAAAGAAGAGAAUUGCCAAAAAUACAAUAAACUUAUAUUUUCGUGUUGUAAUUGUGUAUGUGCGUGUGUAGCAGCAACAACAGCAACCACAACAACGCUCCACAAGGAUUAUUACACUAAUAAUAACACACACACAACAUCAAAAACAAAAACAGUAUUUUGUUUUAUUACAUCAGCAACAAAAACAACAACAAUAAACAUGCAUUGGAUUAAAUGUUUAUUAACCGCAUUUAUUUGCUCCACAGUCAUUGUGCAGGUUCACAGUUCCGGCAAUUUUGAAUUGCGCCUUAAAUACUUCAGCAAUGAGAAUGGACGCGACAAUGAGGGACAUUGUUGUAGUGGGCAAACGGAUGCGACGACGGGCAAGUGCAUUGGCACAUGCAAGACGCGGUUUCGCGUCUGUCUGAAACACUAUCAAGCGACCAUAGAUACAACAUCGCAGUGCACGUAUGGUGAUGUUGUGACGCCGAUACUUGGCGAGAACUCCUUCAAUUUGUCGGAUGCGCAAAGCUUUCAGAACAAGGGCUUUACGAAUCCCAUACAAUUCGCCUUCAACUUUGCCUGGCCGGGCACCUUUACGCUGAUCGUUGAGGCCUGGCAUGAUACGAACAACAGCGCUAAUGCGCGUUCCAACAAUCAGCUCAUCCAACGAAUGUCCGUGCAACAAGUUCUCGAGGUCUCAUCGGAGUGGAAGACGAACAAAUCCGAGUCGCUGCACACAUGGCUUGAAUAUGAUUUUCGUGUCACCUGCGAUCCGCAUUAUUAUGGCUCGGGUUGUGCCAAUCUCUGCCGUCCACGGGAUGAUCAAUUUGGACAUUACACAUGCUCCGAGACGGGUGAAAUUAUCUGUCAAACGGGCUGGCAGGGCACGUACUGCGAGAAACCCAAAUGCACCAAAGGCUGUGUACAUGGACAAUGCGAUAAGCCCAAUGAAUGCCACUGCCAACAGGGCUGGAGAGGACCACUGUGCGAUGAGUGCGCCCUGUAUCCGAGCUGUGUGCACGGCACUUGCAUCAAGCCCUGGGACUGCAUCUGCAACGAGGGCUGGGGCGGACUCUUCUGCAACCAGGAUCUGCAGUACUGCACCAACCAUCGUCCCUGCCUCAAUGGCGGCACCUGCUUCAACAACGGCCAGGCUCUCUACACCUGUCAAUGUGCACCCGGUUACACUGGCAACGAAUGCCAGACAGAGAUCAGCUCCUGCGAUGCGGAUGUGAAUCCCUGCCAGAAUGGCGGCACCUGUGUGGACGAGGCGACGCAGCGGGGCUACAAGUGUGUCUGUCCCCAGGGCUGGAACGGACGCAUGUGCGAGGAGAAGGUGCUCACCUGUGCGGACAAGCCGUGCCACCAGGGCAAGUGCCACAAUACGAGCAGCAGCAGCAACAACAACAAUAAGCAGGGGUUUCAAUGCGAUUGCCCCAGUGGAUACAGCGGACUCACCUGUGAACUGCAUCUGGACAACUGCAAUCCGAAUCCCUGCCAGAACGGAGGCAGCUGUCAGCCGAGUGGCAAGUGCGUCUGCCCCAAGGGAUUCGCGGGCGGAAAGUGCGAGCAGGACAUUGACGACUGUGCGGGACACAAGUGUCAGAAUGGCGGCACCUGCAUCGACAUGCUGAACCAGUAUCGUUGCCAGUGUGUGCCCGGAUUCCAUGGACCACGUUGCAGCAGUCGCGUCGAUCUCUGCCUCACGAAGCCGUGUGCCAACGGCGGCAGUUGCACCAAUCUCAACAACGACUAUCAGUGCGCCUGUCGGGCGGGCUUCACCGGCAAGGAUUGCUCCAUCGACAUCGACGAGUGCGUCAGCCGGCCGUGCCACAACGGCGGCACCUGCAUGAACCGCGUCAACAGCUUCGAGUGCGUGUGUGCCAACGGCUUCCGUGGCCGGCAGUGCGAUGAGGAAUCCUACGACUCGGUGACCUACGAUGCCCAUCAGUACGGUGCCACUACUCAGGCCCGUGCCGACGGACUGACCAAUGCCCAGGUCGUGCUCAUCGCCAUCUUCUCGGUGGCCAUGCCCCUGGUGGCCGUGAUCGCCGCCUGCGUCGUCUUCUGCAUGAAGCGCAAGCGGAAGCGCGCCCAGGAAAAGGACGACGCCGAGGCGCGCAAGCAGAACGAACAGAACGCGGUGGCCACAAUGCAUCACAACGGCAGCGGCGUGGGCGGGGGCGUCGGAGUGGGCGUGGGCAUGGGCAUGGGCUGUCCACCGGGCUCACUGGGCGUCAAGCGGGGCAGCAGCGGUGGUUUGACCUUUGACAACAGCAAUCCCAACAUCAUCAAGAACACGUGGGACAAGUCGGUCAACAACAUCUGCGCCUCGGCAGCCGCUGCAGCUGCUGCCGCCGCAGCCGAUGAGUGCCGCAUGUAUUCGGGCGCCUUGGCCAAUUAUGCCGCUGCCGCGGACAACAAUGCCAACUCGGAGUUUUGCGGCGUUGGCCAAAUUGCGCCCUUGCAGCGGGCCAAGUCGCAGAAGCAACUCAACACUGAUCCCACGCUAAUGCAUCGUGCCUCGCAGUUGCUAUCAGCGGGCGCAGCAGCAGCGGCAGCAGCAGCGAACGCUGGCGUUGCGUCGUCAGCGGCGUCGACAGCGGGCGUCGGCUCAACCAAAGACUAUAGCGGAUCGGGCGCGGUAACGGGCGCCAGCGAGGGCAAGGGGGGUAAGAGGAUCUCAGUGCUCGGAGGAUCGUACUGCAGCCAACGUUGGCCAUCCCUGGCCGCGGCAGGAGUGGCAGGCGCCUGCUCCUCACAGCUGAUGGCCGCUGCCUCCGCGACGGGCAGCGGUGCGGCGACGACGCAGCGCACAGUGGUCUGCGGUACGCCGCACAUGUAAACAAAGACUGCAGCAAGCUAGAAGGAGAGAAAGAGAGAGAGGGAGAGACGCCAAAUGAGCCACAUUUAAUUGUGGCUUUGUUGUUGAUUGAAGCAGUGCAGUCGUCAUUAUUGUAACAAGCUUAACUCUACACUCACACACACACUCAAACAUUUAUUUAAUCAAUUUUUAUUAAAAUUUGUAUUUUGUAAUUAUUAACUUAACAUUUUAGUUUUCGCAUGGACUGACGUAAGCAUAAAGUUCUCAAAUUGUAUUUAAACUACGCACAUUUAUAAAAGUAACACAAGAAAUGCAAUUAAAAUUGUUUGAAUUGUAUCCAAAAAUAUGAAAAACUCUCCACACUUGACCAUAAUAACGGCGCUUGGCUGCGGCUUGUAAACUUGGCCAAUAACCAAAUAAACCAAUAAACAGACAAAGCGCCAGCGCAGCCACCACAAAAAAUUUAAUACUUAAUAAAUUCUCUACACUGGACGAUAAACUCUACACUGACGUUUUGCAUGUUACUGAAAAAUCUGCUUCAAUUAUUAUUAUUAUUAUUAUUUUUCAUUUAGUUGCGAUAAAUUGUAAAUAAUACUUAACGCAAGAAAAAGAACUCUACACUUAAAUAGCAACUAAUUUAAGCAUUAAUUAAAUUUACAAAUUAAAUGAACAAUUGCAGAAAAUUCCUCAUUGACGCGCAAGCAUUUUGUAUAUAGUAAUUAUAGAUAAAUCGGAUAUACGAAAAACACAAAAAUACUAAAAAC
Drosophila innubila is the source of this 4264-nucleotide messenger RNA. RefSeq names its product neurogenic locus protein delta (gene Delta). Gene Ontology annotation, biological process: multicellular organism development; cell communication; Notch signaling pathway. NCBI's taxonomy places the organism in Eukaryota, Metazoa, Arthropoda, Insecta, Diptera, Drosophilidae. Gene Ontology annotation, molecular function: calcium ion binding. The record is from RefSeq and is a predicted model, not a curated record. Gene Ontology annotation, cellular component: plasma membrane; protein-containing complex.